Fonsecaea multimorphosa CBS 102226 is the source of this 2406-nucleotide messenger RNA. RefSeq lists its product as uncharacterized. The transcript is spliced from 4 exons. Bases 1 to 2406 code for a protein of 801 amino acids. NCBI's taxonomy places the organism in Eukaryota, Fungi, Ascomycota, Eurotiomycetes, Chaetothyriales, Herpotrichiellaceae. The record is from RefSeq and is a predicted model, not a curated record. Gene Ontology annotation, biological process: galactose metabolic process. Gene Ontology annotation, molecular function: nucleic acid binding.
AUGGCGUCUUCUCAGGUCGGGCCGCCUCCGGGGAAGUUAUCGUUCGCGAAGGUCGCUGCAAUGCGUGCCCCUGCUCUUCCUACACCAAAUUCUAAUGCUUCUGAUGAAAAGAAGGCACGUCCCGUCGAGAACAUCAAUACAAAGCCUGUUCAAGCCAGCCUUCUAAAGUCCCCAACUUCGCCGACAAAGCCAAGGGAGACACAGCAGAAUACUCUCCAAGUGCACAGUCAGCCUGACUAUUUGGCACCUGCACUCGAAGGCCUUUGUCUCGUUGAAGAUGCGAGCCUUGUAUCAGGUGGGCCACAGAGCGCAGAAAGCGGAGAAUCUCUUGAAGAUGAUCAAUCUCAUCUCUCGAAUUCCUCCACCAAACACCAGAGUUUCGAUACCAAAAGUAUGGCUUCCGUCACAACCUUUGCGAUGGACGAGAAGGAGAGCAUUCGUCCGGAUGACAGUGCCAGUGUCAGGGCUGCAGAGGACGAAGAGGCCUCAAAUGCGCCGCACAGAGAAGACUUGUCGGCGUCCAAUGCUCGUGGUCCGUCACGGCCAAACAAUUCUGGAGUCACGAUUGCGACUCGCCGAUACCACACGUUGACUCUGACCAAUCCUCCGCGGUUUGGAGAUCUCCCUCUUCCCAUCAUUCAGGCGGAGACAACCGACCAGCCUCAUUCAGAAGGAUCGAUAGAGCAGCCCCGCGAGAUGCACGAACGAGCUUCAUCACUUCCACUUGCACCUGAUGAGAAACUACUGGAUGCACUGGCCACCCCAAAAGAUCGCCUGCCUCUCCUUCAACUGGAAGAGAAGUUCCUGGCCUUUAUCACAAUACCCGGAAAUGAUUUUCUCGACCUACCCCCGCAGAACUCCUUCGCCAGGCUCCUCGCACAUAAACUUGCAGACUAUUACUCGCUCGCUCAUCACAUUAAUGAGGACGGUACAUCCAUCCGCAUUUUUCGGACGCCCGCUGUAUCAAUGCCCACGCCACUACAUAUCUUAGCCCAGUCCAUCCCUGCUGGGCCAUCUCAACCUCCUUCCGCUGCGGGUUUUAAGAUCAUGCGCAGAGUCGGUUUGGGUCCACGGCAGGGCUCGGCCGGUGCCAGUACACCUGCGAGUUCAUCUGCCCCAUCUAAAGCCACCUCGGAAGCAGGCUUGGAAACGAAUAGCGAGGAAGGCAUCAUGUCUCCAGUCGAGGGGACGCCAAAUAAAGACAAGUCGAAACUCACAAGGGAAGAACGAGAAGCUCAGUACAAAGCUGCGCGAGAUCGAAUCUUUGGCGACUUUCAGGAGUCGGUGACCAGUGAAAGCGCUUCGACCGGAGAGAAUUCGGCAAGCAUGUCGCGGUCGAGCUCAUCUAGUGGCAAGAGAAAGGCACGCAAGCACAAGACGCCAAAAGACGACAGUUUCGAAGCGCGAUCAGCAUUUAUUCCCAGCUACGCCCCCAUGCCGAUGUCACAUAUGCAACCUCAGUAUCAGCCGCAUUACUCAGAACAGGCAUACCAGGGGCAAUACCAAGCGCCCAGUGGCGGCUUUGGCGGAAACAUGAAUUACAGUUCUACGCCCACCCAGGCCUAUCCCAAUUUUGAGUCUUCCAUGUCUUACAACGGCGCCGCAAUGGGAUACGGAAACAGUGGCAAUCAGUCUUUCAGCCCUACGGAGUCUUGGUCAUCGAUUCAGACUCCUUCGAAUGGAUACUUCAAUUAUUCUGCCUCUCCAACUACGUAUCAGCAGAGCAUUUCUCCCAUGAUAGCUCAGAUGAAUAAUCAAUUCAUGCCAACAUCUCAUCCAGGAAUGCAACAGCCACAGAACUGGAUGAACAAUCAAUUCCAGGCUGCCUACCCACAACACCAAGGGCCAGCGAGCUCGAACAUGAACGGUUGGUCUAGCUAUCAGGCUAAUGCAGCUAUCAACAAUGCAACCAGUUACGGCUAUGGACAAAUGCCUGCUCAAAACUUCAGCGGCGGCACGAAUCAGCCAUACAGUGCCCCAUAUCCCAAUGCAAGCACCUACUCCAGAUCACUCUUCAAUCCGCAGACCCGCUCCUUCGUUCCAAGCAAUUCUACAAGCCGCAAUGGCGGUCGUAUUGGCCACAAUAAUAACAACAACAGUGGCCGGAAAAAACCCUCUUCAUCCUCGUCGAGCCUAAGUCGAGCGAACAGCAUUCCUGCCACGAAAUCAUUCAGUUCAGAUGCUUCUGGGACGCCACCACCUGCACGCACAUUCGAAAAGGGACUCGCUGGUAAUUUAUCGUCGCCCAAGCCACCCCCAGUCAAAGAAGACUCUCUCCAACAGAAGUAUGGCGCGCCUGCGCAUCUGCCUAAGAAGCCACCUCCAUCGCAGGUCCCAUCGCUGUAUGAUGUUGAGAAUAUCAACAAUUCGAGUUCUGCCGGAGCAGGGACGGGAACGACUGAGUAA